Molecule: messenger RNA, 696 nt
Organism: Mastomys coucha (southern multimammate mouse)
Lineage: Eukaryota; Metazoa; Chordata; Mammalia; Rodentia; Muridae
Gene: Nat8
Product: N-acetyltransferase 8 (putative)
Exons: 1
Coding region: 13-696 (227 amino acids)
Molecular function (GO): N-acetyltransferase activity
Source: RefSeq, a predicted model, not a curated record
CAGAAGUCUCCAAUGUCUCCUUAUCAUAUCCGAAAAUACCAGGACAGCGACCACAGGCAUGUGGUGGAUUUGUUCUGCAGAGGCAUGGAGGAGCACAUCCCUGCCACCUUCCGCCACAUGCUGCUGUUGCCCCGAACCCUCCUGAUCUUACUCGGGGUCCCUCUUACUCUAUUCUUAGCCUCAGACUCCUGGCUUCUGGUUCUUCUAUCCAUCCUUACUCUCUUUGUUUCCCUGUGGCUCCUUGCAAAAUACACUUGGGAAAAGCAUAUGACAAUGUGUUUGCACACAGACAUGGCUGACAUCACCAGAACCUACCUGAGUUCUUGUUACUCAUGCUUCUGGGUAGCUGAGUCUAGGGGUCAGCUGGUGGGCAUGGUGGCUGCUCUGCCAGUGAAGGAUCCCCUCCUGCAGAAGAAGCAACUGCAGCUGCUUCACCUCUCUGUAUCCUCGGAGCACCGAAGAGAGGGCAUAGGGAAAGCUAUGGUCAGGACUGUCCUCCGGUUUGCACAGAUGCAGGGCUUCAGUGAGGUUGUCCUUACCACCAGCAUGCUGCAGUAUGCAGCCCUCGCUCUCUAUCAGGGCAUGGGCUUCCAGAAGACUGGUGAGACCUUCUACUCCUAUAUCUCCAGACUAAGGAAAUCUCCAAUGAUACACUUCAAGUAUUGCCUCACUUCUCUUCUGGAAGGGGACCUGUGA